This is a messenger RNA of Ilyonectria robusta, 1109 nucleotides long. RefSeq names its product WD40-repeat-containing domain protein. Gene Ontology annotation, molecular function: protein binding. The record is from RefSeq and is a predicted model, not a curated record. Lineage: Eukaryota; Fungi; Ascomycota; Sordariomycetes; Hypocreales; Nectriaceae. The coding region runs from base 72 to 1070 and encodes 332 amino acids. The transcript has 5 exons.
CACAAACUGCGCAUGCGAGGAUUUGUUAAGUGACGAUUAGGCAAUAGAUUUAGUCACACAACUAAACCACAAUGUACUCCCUCACCUGCGCCGACGGCCUCCACUUCGGCCGCGACGUCUACGUGCUCGACGUGCACCGCACAUCCGCCGGCCUCGCCGCCAUCGCCUCGGACCAGUCGCUCGCGCUGCUCGACGCCGCGCGCCUGUCGCAGGGCCCCGUGCGCCGCCUGCAGACCGACCACGGCAACCUGACGACGCUGCGCGUCUUUGAUGCUAAUGCUGCGCUCGUGUGCACCGCCGGCGAGAGCGGCACCGUGGCCGUGUGGGAUCUGCGGCAGGGCGGGCGCGUGGCGCAGUUUCAAGCCAGCGAGUCGCCUAUUCUGUCCAUGGCCUGCAGUGCCGAUACCAAGACGAUUGCCGUGGGCACUGAGUUGCAAAACCACACGGCUUCCAUCUUCCUCUGGGACGUCCGCUCCAACCCCUCGGCCAGAGCGCACUACCAAGAAGUGCACAGCGACGACGUGACGGACCUCGCCUUCAACCCGAGCAACGCGGCGCUGCUCAUGUCGGGCUCGACCGACGGCCUGGUCAACGUCUACGACACGCGCAUCGCCGACGAGGACGACCUGACGCUGCAGACGUGCAACCACGACGCCUCGGUCCACCGCGCCGCGUGGCUGACGCCCACCGAGAUGGCCGCGCUGUCGCACGACGAGCGGUGCGCGCUGUACGACGUCGCCGAGGAGCGCACCACCGGCGACGCCACGCAGGACUUUGGCGACUUGCGCACCGUGCUGGACUGCCAGUACGUUGCCGACGUGACGCCCAAGUUGGACGGAAGCGGCGCUAUCCUCGGUGCCGGAUCUCAGGACCGCCAAAUGUUCGAGCUCGUCUUCCUCGCCAAGAACCCCAACGGCCAAGGCUGGGCCCUGGACCGGGACAACAGCGUCGGGCUGCCCGGCGCGCACGGGGAGGAGAUUGUGCGGUCGUUCUGCUUCUUCGACGAGGAGCACGUGGUGUUUACGGCGGGCGAGGAUGGCAACGUCAAGGCGUGGAGGCCGAGCACUUAAUUUAGAUUGGGUUAUGAGUAAACAAAAGGAUAUGAAGAA